Molecule: messenger RNA, 228 nt
Organism: Rangifer tarandus platyrhynchus (Svalbard reindeer)
Lineage: Eukaryota; Metazoa; Chordata; Mammalia; Artiodactyla; Cervidae
Source: the annotation of a GenBank genome assembly
AUGCCCAGACAUGGGGCAGGUGCCAUGCAGAUGGGUGACGCCAUCAGAUCACAGAGGCGGGCAUGGGGAGAGGGUCGCUGCCACCCGGAGGCCUGGGCUUGGCCAGCAUUGGCCUUGUUAGCAGAUCAUGCAGCAUUUUUCAGGAAAAUUACGAAAUUAAUAUUGAGUGAAAUAGCACAAGCUGGUUUACUAAAUGAUUUUGUUGAAUCUAACCUUUUUUGUGACUGA